AUGGCCGAUGGCACAGAGGACCCCGCGGUGUUCACCUCCACCGCCCUGCCCUCGGACCCGCGGCUGCUGCCGACGGUCACCAACGCUUACCUGGGCACCCGCGUCUACCGGGACAUCCUGCACGUCAACGGCGUGUACAACGGGGCUGUGGGAGACACCCACCGUGCUGACGUCCCCAGCCCCGUCAACGUGAGGAUGACGGUGCCCAGCGUGGACAGCCUGGCCGAGACCUUCUCCUUGGACACCCGGACGGGAACCUUCAGCCACGUGCUUCAGUCCCCUGAUUUUGCAGCCACCCAUCAGCUCUACGCUCACCACUCCCUCGUCCACUUGAUGGCCUUCAGCAUCACCAUCCAUCGAUCGACUCGCACCGCCCGGCCCAUCACCGUCCAGCUCCAGACGCCUUUUGUGCCAAAGAGCCAGGACUUGGACCUCAACCAGGGACCAGACUUCCAGGGAGCACACUAUGUCUACGGGAGGACGCUGGUUCCCGAGGUGGAGGGGGGCCCCCGUCCCACCGUUCACAUGCUCUGGACCCCCGUGCCCCAAACCCUGACGCUGCACGGGGAGGAGCAGGAGCAAUCCUGGCAGUUCCUGACGGCCGUGGAGACCUGGAUGUUCCCCAAUAUUCUGCUGUUUUAUCCUGAAGCCGCCCGAGCCAUCCUGGAGUAUCGGAUUCGCACCCUGGCAGGAGCCUUACACAACGCGCAGGAGCAAGGCUACCAGGGUGCUAAGUUCCCGUGGGAGAGCGCAGCCACCGGCCGGGAAGUCUGCCCCGAGGAGAUCUACGGAGCCCAAGAAAUCCACGUCACUGGGGACGUUUUGAUGGCCUUUGAGCAGUACUACUGCACCACGCAGGACCAGAAGCUGUUCAGGGAGGAUGGAGGCUGGGAGCUGGUGGGUGCCGUGGCUCAGUACUGGUGCAGCAGGAUGGUGUGGAGUGAGGAGGAGCAGUGCUACCACAUCAGAGGUGUCAUGCCCCCCGAUGAGUACCACCACCACGUUGAUAACUCCGCGUACACCAACGCCGUGGCCCAGCAGAGCCUAAAUUUUGCGGCGGGUGUUGCUCGGGACCUCUCAAUCCCCGUGCCAGAGGAGUGGGUGGACUGUGCCCAGAAAGUCAAAGUGCCCUUUGAUGCGGAGAAGAAAUAUCAUCCCGAGUACGACGGGUACAGCCCAGGGGAGCCUGUGAAACAAGCUGACGUUGUCUUGCUCGGAUUCCCUCUGAUGUACCCCAUGAGCCCGGAGGUCCGGAGAAAUGACCUGGAGAUGUACGAGCCCGUCACUGAGCUGGAUGGGCCGGCCAUGAGCUGGAGCAUGUUUGCGGUGGGCUGGCUGGAGCUCAAGGAGGUGCAGAGAGCCCAGAGCCAACUGAGCAAGUGUUUCAGCAACAUCAUGGAGCCCUUCAAGGUCUGGGUGGAGAACUCGGACGGGUCAGGAGCUGUGAACUUCUUGACAGGGAUGGGUGGAUUCUUGCAAGCUGUCCUCUUUGGCUACACAGGGUUCAGGAUCACAAGGUCCAGCCUCCGCUUCGACCCUGCCUUUCCCGACGACGUCAACAAGUUGAAAGUCAAUGGUGUCUCCUACUUGGGCAACAAACUGAAGUUCACCAUCACCAAAGAGAGGAUCAGGAUCAAAGCGACCGAGCUUGCCCGGGACCCUCCAGCAUCUCCUCUGGAAGCUGUGCUGGAGGAGUCGCGGCAGCACCUCCCCCUGCGGGAAGGACAGAGCGUCUCCUUCCCCACGGUGGCCGGCUGGAUACAGAGGUCACCCACUGAGACAUUUUAA
Apaloderma vittatum (bar-tailed trogon) is the source of this 1788-nucleotide messenger RNA. It is a transcript of the gene PGGHG, whose product is annotated as ATH1, acid trehalase-like 1 (yeast). The transcript is spliced from 13 exons. The record is from RefSeq and is a predicted model, not a curated record. Lineage: Eukaryota; Metazoa; Chordata; Aves; Trogoniformes; Trogonidae. Gene Ontology annotation, biological process: carbohydrate metabolic process. Gene Ontology annotation, molecular function: catalytic activity. The coding region runs from base 1 to 1788 and encodes 595 amino acids.